Molecule: messenger RNA, 4611 nt
Organism: Phalacrocorax carbo (great cormorant)
Lineage: Eukaryota; Metazoa; Chordata; Aves; Suliformes; Phalacrocoracidae
Source: RefSeq, a predicted model, not a curated record
AUGCCCGCCUCAGAGGCCGCCUGGCGCCGCCCCCCCGCUCCCCUCCCCGCCGUCCCGGGGCCGACGGGGGCGGCCGCCGCCACCCCGCCCAGCUUCCCGGGCGUGCGGUUGAGUGGCCGCGCUCCUUCCGGCGCUGCGGAGUGCCCGGACCCGCUCGGGAGGAGCCCACACCGCCCGGCGGCGAAGCCGAGGCGGCGGCGGCGGCUCGGGCCCUGGCGGCGCGGUCGCACCGGCACGCCGGAGGAAGUGGGGGUCGUUCCCCGAAAGCCGCCGGGAGAGGAGGCGGGCGGGGGGCGCAGCCAAGUGGCGGCCAGGCCCCGCGGCACCGAGAGGUUCCCCGAGCCCUCCCCGCCAGGGCGGGCCUCGGGCGGCGCCGGCGCCCCUGCCCCUGCGCCCCUGCCCCUGCCCCGCGCGGCCUUCCAGGGCGGAAGGCCCCCGCUGCAAAGCUGGGAUUGCAGCUAGCGUGGAGGUCGACGUGAUUUCAUGAAAUGGUGUUUUAUUAUUAUUUCAUUUGGAAAGUAUAUUCGGUGCAUGCUGUGGAGGCAGAAAAGUUACCUGGUAUUAGAAAAUGCCUGGAGUGGGACGGUGCAGCAGUAGUUCAGUCCUCUUAUACAUAUGCAUUAAUGAAAUUUUUGUGAUCCUCUUGUUUUGACAGUGUUCCUGUUCAGCAUAUAGACUCCACAUAAUUUUCUCUUUUUUUUUUUGUUAGUGUGUGUCCCUACAUCUUACUGACCAUACAGCGUUCAAAGCAUCCAGGUCCUGCUUCCAGGGAGAAGAGUUUAAUCUCUCAUGAGCUUUUUUACUCAUAUAUGAGCAUGUAUCAACAAAUACUGUAUUGCAGUAUAAAAUCUAAUAUUGUAAACACACAAUUUCGUUGUACCAUAUGGAAUAUUUUCCAGAAAAACACUAAUUAACCUUAGAAUAACCCAGGAACUACAGAAAUGUUUCGGUAGGAGAGCAUGGUAUGGUGAACAGUUAUGGCAGUCUGUCUUUUUAUCAGGUACUUGCCAGCAUAAAAAUCAGCGUUGGGAUUGAAUGCAGACACAGCAAAGGAAAGGAAAGCAAUCCCUGUGGCUUAGUCUGAUAAUCCUCUGAAAGUAAAUUGGCCCUACUCUAAUCAACAUAGUGGUUGGAGAAAAAGUGAAAUUACUUCGCUUCCAAGAUAAUAAAUGCCAAAUGCCAGAAGGUCUCCUUGCAUAUUUCAGUAGACGGCUAUUUUCUGUUCAAUACAUGUCUCUUAGGCUACUCCUGCAGCCCUUUUGUCACCAUGAAAACAAAAAACCCAACCCUGCUUUAAUUAAUGAAGUUCAGUUUCACCUAGCUUGCCCUGCUGUGAUAGUCCAGUUCAAAAUGUUACCUGCUCUGCCCUUUUGAAAAACUGUGGUAACAUUACUUUUACCCAUUUGAAUGCAUGACUCACACUGUUGCCAUUCUAGGUUUGGAUGCCUAGACCCCAAACUGGGGAGACCCUAACUCGCUCAGAUACCAUCUUUCUCCCAGGAGUGUCACUUUGUUUUGAACCAGUCUUGUUUUAGAAUUACUACUGCAUUCUGUUCUAAUUUUCCAGAGCCCCCUAAUCUUCUUCCAGGCUCUUAAUGAUGUAGUCGAUAAUAGGAUUGUUGGUAUUAAUUUGGAACAAUAAUGCCAGCUGCCUGCUUGGCGGCUAUUGGCAGAGGGGUGACCUUGCAGGUCAGCUAAGCAGAACUGGAAGUGCUUUGAUCUGAUCUAUACAGAGCUAGAUCUGUCCACCCAAACGAGAGGAGCGAGUGAAUUCUCUCUCCAUGGGAUGCUGAUUCUUCUCCAAAGAGCACGGGGGACAGCAUGGCAGUGGCUUUUGAUGCAAUCCUCGCUCGGAUCAAGGAUGUUUGUAAAAGAAAUGGUUUGCUCAUUCUCUCGGUGUUGUCAGUCACCAUUGGCUGUCUUCUGGGAUUCUUCCUGAGGACCAGACGGCUCUCCCAGCAGGAAAUCAGUUAUUUCCAGUUUCCUGGUGAGUUACUCAUGAGGAUGCUGAAAAUGUUGAUUCUCCCACUAGUUGUCUCAAGCUUAAUGUCUGGGCUAGCAGCCCUGGAUGCCAAGACUUCCAGUCGAUUAGGUAUCAUAACCGUCACUUACUACCUGUGGACAACAUUUGUGGCUGUGGUUGUGGGAAUAAUUAUGGUCUCCAUUAUCCAUCCUGGUGGAGCAGCACAGAAGGAGAGCACAGAAGAGGGCGGAAAGCCCAUCAUGAGCUCUGCAGAUGCACUGCUUGACUUAAUCCGGAACAUGUUUCCAGCCAAUCUUGUUGAGGCCACAUUCAAGCAGUAUCGCACCAAGAGUAUUCCCAUCAUUAAAUCUAACAAAGCAUCAUCAGAAAGCACCACUCGUCGCAUUAUAAUAUAUGGAGUCCAGGAUGAGAACGGAUCCAAUGUCCAGAAUUUUGCCUUGGAUAUCACUCCCCCUCCUGAAGUGAUUUACAAGUCAGAACCAGGCACCAGUGAUGGCAUGAAUGUGCUAGGGAUUGUGAUAUUCUCUGCCACAAUGGGUAUAAUGUUGGGAAGAAUGGGGAACAGUGGUGUUCCUUUGGUCAGCUUUUGCCAGUGUUUAAAUGAAUCUGUCAUGAAGAUAGUGGCAGUUGCUGUUUGGUAUUUUCCAUUUGGAAUUGUGUUCCUAAUUGCUGGUAAAAUCUUAGAAAUGGAUGACCCUUCAGCCAUUGGGAAGAAACUGGGUUUCUAUGCCAUUACGGUGGUUUGCGGCUUAGUGGUACAUGGGCUGUUUAUUCUGCCAAUGAUGUACUUCUUUAUCACCAAGAAGAAUCCCAUUGUCUUCAUCAGAGGGAUUCUUCAAGCCUUGCUCAUUGCUCUGGCCACGUCCUCCAGCUCAGCCACACUGCCUAUCACUUUCAAGUGCUUGUUGGAGAAUAACCAUGUGGACAGGAGGGUUGCGAGAUUUGUGCUGCCUGUGGGAGCCACCAUCAAUAUGGAUGGGACAGCUCUCUACGAGGCGGUGGCUGCCAUCUUUAUUGCACAAGUAAACAACUAUGAGCUGGACUUUGGGCAGAUUAUCACUAUAAGUAUUACAGCAACAGCUGCAAGCAUAGGUGCUGCAGGCAUCCCGCAAGCUGGCCUGGUGACAAUGGUUAUUGUUCUGACCUCAGUUGGGCUCCCAACAGACGACAUCACGUUGAUUAUUGCUGUUGACUGGGCACUAGACAGGUUUAGAACAAUGAUCAACGUCCUGGGAGACGCGUUGGCUGCUGGGAUCAUGGCCCACAUCUGCCGGAAGGAGUUCAUCAAGGAUGGUGAUGAGGUGCCAUUGAUCUGUGAAACUAAGCCUAUUAACAUCCAUCAGAUUGUGGCUUACCAGAGAAAUGGCUGUGUGAAGACCAUGAAUGAAUCUCGUGGACCAGAAACAGUGAAAGGGUUUCAGCACCACAUACCCGUACAAGUGGAGCAAGAAGAAAGUCCAGUGGAGAAUCAUACUAAGAAAUCCAACAGUAAAGACCACUGCACUAUUGAAAUAAAUGAACUAGAAACAAAUGUGUAACUGCUACGCUCAGUGGUAUCUCAUACCCCAGUGACCUGACACCCAAUCUCUACCUCACAGCUGGAAGGGGGACUCUGCCUUGAACAGAAAAAUGUGGAAUUAUUGCCACCCUGCUUGUACUGGAGCUAGGAGACCAGCUGUGAACAUCAGGAAAGGCACACAGCUUGCAAGAGACGUGGGCUUCUUUAGGUGGAAGAUUUUAAAACUGAAAAAUUAACUAAUGGACGACUACUGUUUUAUUCUGCACUCAUUUGACUCCAAUAUAGUAUCUGACACUCCUUUGGCUUCUUUUUUUUAAAGUUUUUUUUAUUUUACCCUUUUUGAUUUUCUAACCAAAGCCUUUUUUUUGUGAAUCUCAGUAAUUAUGAACACUGUAUUUAUGUAGAUUGUUUUGCUAUGUGAAAAUGUUUCACCAAAACUGCUAAAGAUACUAAUUUUGUCUAAUAUUUGCUAAAUAUAGAGUUUGUGCUUAGUUUUAGAACAGCACUAAGAAAAUCACACUGAUUUCUUGAUCUCAAGGUGUUACAUAUAUUACUAAAUAACACUUCAAGCAGAGGUUAAGCAAAGCAAAGGUAAAUCUAAUGGGCAGCCUUCAGAGACAGGCAUUCAAGUGUGAUACGUAACACACAGAAUUCCUAGGUCACUGCAGAGCACAGUUUGCCUUCCAAGUGCCAGAUUUAUUAAUCUUUUUUUAACCUAACUCUUUGGUAGAGUCAAUACCAUGCACAUGCAGUGACAGAGACGAUGUAAGCCCUAAUCCAUAAGCACUGGUGCUAAUGUGUCCUCUCCUGUAAUCUGUAGGUUCUUCUACUGUAAAUAUGUAUAAACCCAAAGCUCAAGCUCAUGAACCAUUCAUCCUAAGGGCACACUGAACACAAACUGGAAGCCAAUGAUGCUGAGUAAUAUUGGGGUUUCGUGAGGAGUUUGCUGUGGAAACUGGUUAUUUCUCGUAAAUCAGUGGUUGAUCUACUUUGACAGUUACCCCCUUUCCACUAUAUACUGAAUCUUUCAGUUACAAUAAAAUCUGCUGAGUAUGUUUCCAAUGUUUGUGAUAGAGAACAUUUUUAAUAAACCUGCCAUUUAAAAACA